Molecule: messenger RNA, 1513 nt
Organism: Tarenaya hassleriana
Lineage: Eukaryota; Viridiplantae; Streptophyta; Magnoliopsida; Brassicales; Cleomaceae
Product: GDSL esterase/lipase At5g45670-like
Exons: 7
Coding region: 120-1316 (398 amino acids)
Molecular function (GO): hydrolase activity, acting on ester bonds
Source: RefSeq, a predicted model, not a curated record
CAUUAAGGCAGAGCUAAGGAGAAGUUAUUGCUCAACCACCCAAAAUCAGGUCAACCUUGAUGAUCAUCGUCAUGACAUGGUCUUCCAUUUAAUGACAGUGCAAGUGGGGUCCUUCAUUCAUGUCAUGCUGUCAUGGUUUUUUCAACAGUUUUGCUAUCCAUUUCAGAGCAGCCAUUACCCUGCUAGAGUCAAAACCGAAGUUAAUAGAGAAAAGGUCUUUGGUUUUGGAGAGAGAGAUGGAAAAGCAGUGUCUUUUAGUGAUUAUGAUGGCAUUGGCCAUGAACAUGGCUUCGAGUGAACCAUUAGCCCCAUGUUAUUUCAUUUUCGGUGAUUCAUUGGUAGACAGUGGUAACAAUAACCAGCUCUCGUCCUUAGCAAGAGCUGAUUACUUCCCUUACGGUAUCGAUUUCCCAUUUGGCCCGACAGGAAGGUUCUCCAAUGGCAAAACCACCGUCGAUGUCAUCGCUGAGCUCCUGGGUUUUGAAGAUUACAUUACGCCAUACGUUACUGCGAGAGGACAAGACAUACUCAGAGGAGUGAACUAUGCUUCUGCGGCUGCUGGAAUCAGAGAAGAAACUGGACGACAACUGGGAGGGAGAAUAACGUUUGCAGGGCAAGUGAGCUACCAUGUAAACACUGUGGCAAGAGUGGUGAACAUAUUGGGAGAUGAGAGCAAAGCGGCUAAUUACCUAAGCAAAUGCAUUUACUCCAUUGGGUUAGGAAGCAAUGAUUAUCUCAACAACUACUUCAUGCCUCUCUAUUACUCCACCGGCAGCCAAUUCUCUCCCGACCAAUACGCCGACGACCUCAUCAGCCGUUACGCCGACCAACUCCGGAUACUGUACAACAAUGGUGCGAGGAAGUUCGCGCUGGUGGGGAUAGGGGCUAUAGGAUGCAGCCCAAACGAGCUAGCACAGCGCAGCCAAGACGGCAGGACUUGCGACGAGAGGAUCAACGAAGCAAACCGGAUGUUCAACGCUAGGUUAAUCUCUCUCGUCGACCAGUUCAACCAGAAAACUCCCGAUGCUAAGUUCACUUACAUCAACGCUUAUGGCGUCUUCCAAGAUAUCGUCAACAAUCCCGCUCGCUAUGGAUUUGGGGUUACAAACGCAGGGUGCUGUGGAGUAGGGAGGAACAACGGUCAGAUAACGUGUCUUCCUGGUCAAGCUCCAUGUCUGAACAGGAACGAGUUCGUGUUCUGGGACGCGUUUCAUCCUGGUGAAGCCGCCAAUAUCAUCAUCGGUAGAAGAUCUUUCAGAGCUGAGUCGCCUAACGAUGCUCAUCCUUACGAUAUCGAGCACCUGGCCAUGCUCUAGGAUCAGAUGAUGAUGCCGAGACGAAAGAAGAAAAGAAUGUAUACGGAAGGAGACCUUGCUUGUAUGUUAUCCUUUUGACAUCAAAAUCUGUUUAUGAUGAUGGGUAAUGUCAUAUUUUGAUCAUAACAAUAUGGUGUUACUUGUUGCUUUUUGGAUUCCUAAAUUCUUUUUUGAUGAAUGUAUGAUAAAUCCAUACA